Messenger RNA from Pomacea canaliculata, 1816 nucleotides. RefSeq names its product eukaryotic translation initiation factor 2 subunit 1-like. The record is from RefSeq and is a predicted model, not a curated record. The transcript is spliced from 9 exons. Gene Ontology annotation, cellular component: eukaryotic 48S preinitiation complex; eukaryotic translation initiation factor 2B complex; eukaryotic translation initiation factor 2 complex. NCBI's taxonomy places the organism in Eukaryota, Metazoa, Mollusca, Gastropoda, Architaenioglossa, Ampullariidae. Gene Ontology annotation, molecular function: translation initiation factor activity; ribosome binding; RNA binding. Bases 121 to 1137 code for a protein of 338 amino acids.
AAUUAUAUAUGAUGGUUAAAAUAAUGACUACAUUCCAUUUUAAGUUUUUUUCUUGUUCCGUUCCUGACUUUUUAUGCGAACAUUUGCGUCAGAAAGCCGGCAUAAAAAAAAAAAACAAAAAUGGUGUUGAUGUGUAGGUUUUACAAAAACAAGUUCCCCGAGAUCGAAGAUGUGGUAAUGGUAAACGUAAGGUCCAUUGCCGAAAUGGGUGCUUAUGUACAUUUGCUCGAAUAUAACAAUAUCGAGGGAAUGAUUUUGCUUAGCGAGUUGUCUCGACGACGUAUUCGCUCUAUCAACAAACUUAUCCGUGUGGGAAGAAAUGAAUGUGUGGUGGUCAUCAGAGUCGACAAAGACAAAGGCUACAUUGACUUGUCCAAGCGUCGAGUUUCCCCAGAAGAAGUCAUUAAGUGUGAAGAAAAGUUUGCAAAGGCUAAAGCAGUCAACAGUAUCUUGAGGCAUGUUGCUGAGUUGCUUGGUUACUCAUAUGACUCUCAGCUGGAGGAGCUGUAUGAAAAGACUGCAUGGCAUUUUGAUGAGAAGUACAAGAAACCAGGCGCUUCUUAUGAGGCUUUCAAGCAUGCUGUCAGUAACCCUGAAGUGCUUGAUGAAUGCGACGUAGAUGAGAACACCAAGAAAGUAUUAUUGGAAAAUAUCUGUCGUAAGCUGAAGCCACAAUCUGUCAAAAUCCGAGCAGAUAUUGAGGUGGCUUGUACAAAGUAUGAAGGUGUAGAUGCUGUAAAACGAGCACUGAAGAAAGGUCUGGAGCUCUCUCAAGAGGCAAUGCCUAUAAAAAUCAAUUUGAUUGCACCUCCACAAUAUGUGGUGACAACCCAGACCAUGGAGCGCUCUGAAGGUGUGGAGAUGCUGAAUAAAACUCUUGAAGCUAUUAAAGCAGAGAUACUAGCAUCAGGAGGUCACUUUGACAUCCUCCAGCAGGCACGAGUGGUAUCCGAUACAGAUGAAAUUGAACUGGAAAAACAAUUGCAGAAGCUAGAAGAAGAAAACCGUGAGGUAGCAGGAGAUGAUGAUGAUGAAGAUGAAUAUGAUGAUGAUGAUGAUCUUGACAAAAAGGACUCGAAGGGUGGCAAGGAAGAUAAGGAAGAUGCUGAUGAAGAUGAUGGGGAUGUUGAGGAUUAAAAUGCUGGCUUGACUUUUGUUUUGACUCUUCUACAUGAUAAUGAAAUCAACAUUUUAGCAUGGCACAACACCGUAUGUCAAACACAGGAGAUUGUGGAGGAAUGCCUGUCCUAUCCAAACCACAUAGUAGACGUGAAGAAAAUCAAGUUCGCCAUACCAUAAAGAUACUGGUAAUGUCAUCAGUGCCAUGCUUAUCCAGUCUUUUGCUGGUGCUUCUUGAGUUUGAUGAAAUGUAGCACAUGAAUAAAGUACAUCAAGUUACUUUCACAUGCUGUCUGAAAAAUAUUUCUAGCACUUAACUACAUGGUUUUUGUUACAAGCUCAGUGGAACAGCUGUAGGUGUGAAAAAAGACUAAAGAAAAAUUAACAAAUUUAUACACCACCAUGAAAAUUAGGAACGAAUGGAUUACCUUUUCUUGGUGGUGUUUUGCGAAAUAGGCCAAAUUGAUUUUUGGGGAUCUUUUCAUGGUGAAUCCAAUCGCUGUGUUGAUUGGAAAACAAUGCCCUUAAGAAAUAAAUUGAUGAUUUGUGUUAAUUUUUUUUUUUUGGGGGGGGGGGUAUUAUCCUUAUUUUAUUAAUUGCAUUUGGACAGCUUUUCAUUCCUUUUAUGUUUUGUUGCCUGGAUUUGCUGCAAUAAACCUGUGCCAUUGGCAGAGAGAAUAUACCAGCUGGACCAUUU